CACAUGACCGGAAGCGACAAAAAAAAUGGAAGCGGUGGAGCGUGAGUGCUUUUUGAAAUGAAAACAAACCCCGCUCUUUUUAGCUCGUCUUAUCGGGCACAUUAUUGAUCUAUGAUCCAUAAUUAUAGUUAUCAACGAGAGUCAUGAGUGAGCAGCGAUGAGGCGGGAAGAUAAAGCCGGAGAGAAACGUCCCUCACACCUGGGUCUAUGGGUGUAGCUGGGGACAUGGGGACAAGCUGACAUGGCCUUUUGAUGUGAGACAAAGUGCCCCAUCAUGGAUGACUCGGACCAGGACUUUGUGGACCUCUGCUCAAAGCUGCUGAAACGAGUCCGCAAGAAACCAGGUGAGUCCAGACAGCCGAGGAAGGCAGAGCACCAGCCCUCCAGCCAGGCAAGCGAUGGAGACAAGAGGAGGAGGAAUAACAAAAGAGAAGGGGACUCUGGGGCUACUCCACCUGUGUGUACUGGUGCAGAAGCAGAACAGCAUGUGGUGUCUGGAGGGACUGAGCACGAUUCAGGAGAUGCUGAGUCGUCAGUUGUGCCUCCAGCAGCAGCAGCAGCAGCAGGACCGAGCGGUUUGGUGACCAAAGUGCUCCACAGAAUGCAACAGUUCAAGAGAGCCAGUCCGCAGAAGAUGGUGCACAACCACAAGAGUCAGCCAACAAACCACAAGAAUGACGGUGCUCCUCCUCCUCCACCUCCGACACAAAGACAAGAUACUCCACCCUCCUUCAGUUCAGGUCUCCACCCGGAGCCCCAGGACAGCGAUGAGGCUCUGGCCCUGCGGCUGCAGCAGGAUCUGGACAGGGAGGCAGCGGAGGCCCAGACGGCGGACCUGGAGGACGGAGGCCUCUUCUUCUGUCAGAUCUGCCACCGAGAUCUGUCACAUAUGACACCUGAGGGGCGAACACAGCACCUCAACAGGUGUUUGGAUGAGAGUGAAGAGAGCGCUCCAGCCCCCUCCUCCUCCUCCUCCCCCCCGCCUCCCGCUGUCCCCGACUGUCCCAUCUGUGGCAAGAAGUUCAAGUCCCAGAAGAGUCGCUCGUCCCACCUGAAGCGCUGCUCCUCAGACAUGGGUGUCGCUCCGGCUGUGCUGCUGCAGGCUCUGCAGAGACAGACUGAGGAGACCCAAAAUGUCCCCACCGAUAACGCAAUCCCACAGACUGGUGGCAGUAAAAGAAAAGGCCCGUCCAAGCCGGGCCUCCCAGCGAGGAAGAAGCCCAGGAAGAAGACUGCCCCCAUGGACGAAGACACCAUGGUGGCCCUGGCUUUGUCCUCCUCCAUGCUGGAACAGGAGCAGCAGGGCAAGAGGGAGUCAGAGACGCAAUUACAAACAAACACUGCUGCCUCUCACAUCUCCAUGACUUCAGCACUGAAGUGGAGGCCAGACAAAGGUAAGGGGCGUGGAAAGAGGAAAAAGGGCGCCGUCCCUCGUCCUCCUCCGCUCCUCCUCGUCCAGGAUGCCGAGGCGGCUCUGACGAGGCUGCAGGAACGAGUCUCUGCUCUCCUCCUACGCAGCCGGGCUCCCUCUCCCCCCACCCCCACCCGCUGCCCCAGCAGUCUGCCCGGCCGGAGCGAUGCUGCCGUCCUCUGGCAGAAGAGCAGACUACUGGAGGGAGCCUCCACCGGUCUGUCUGAUUUCUACACUCCAGAGCUCACGGAGUUCAUCACACCCUGGGAAUCAGCAACGACUGAUGCAGCCUCCUCCAGCACCAUCAACAAGCCUCCGUCUUCAGUCCAACCAGUGAGUGAAGGAACUCCUGGCACAGGGAUCAGGGCCUCCAUCCUGCAAUCCUCCUCCCAGAUGUCCUCCUCUCAGACGGCCUCCUCCACCAGCCGGGCACUCCUCAUGGACCUGAUGGAGCUGGCCGAGGAUGGGGUGACCCUCACCCAGUGUGGUCACACUGCUUCAGGCCCUGACAAAGACCGGAGUUCCAGUCAGAUCACAAACCUUCGUCUUAGCGGCUUCGUCCAGGAGGAGUCGGAGAAGCAGUCUGACCUCUGUGUGAGCGGCUUCCUACCAGAACCAACACACACACAUUCAGAGGACGCUCGCUGCAGAGCAGGGAGGACGAGAGCUCAGCCGGGAGCAGAAGAAGAGCGAGGCGGCAACCCAUCUGUGGCGCUAUCCAGACUGGCAUCAGACCUGAGCAGCAUGGUGAACAACCCUCAGUUCAGUGACCUGCAGCUCCAGGUGGACAGUGGAGAGGUCUACUUCGCUCAUUCCUUCAUGCUGUAUGCUCGAUGCCCCCUGCUGGCAGAAAUGGUACAUGAAAGUGGUUUUUGGGUGAGGGAGGAAGGCGAGCCUGCAGCCCAAAGGGUGUUGAUGAAUGACGUCCCGGGACAGGCGGUGUUAGCUUUGCUGCAGUAUCUCUACACAGCCCGCUGCUCCAUCCCAGCAUCGCUUUGGCCUCAUGUACUGGAGCUGUCAUCUAGGUUCGUAGGCAGUCUGUUUGACUUGCAGGAGCUACAAUUGCUUUGUCAGCUUCACACGCAGGACGCAGCGACUCGGGGAGAUGAGGAAGACUACAUGAACCAGGAGGCCCUCAACCAAACACAACAGGCCCUCACAGAGCUGCUUCGGUCCAUGUGGGACGAAGAUGACGAAGACGGCGAGGGCACGGAUACGGAUGGAGGAAGGGACGAACAGAGAGAAUUGGAAGAAAAUCAUCAAGUCGAUGACCUUACGUCAGGUGACCGAGAGAUCCGUGAGGAGAAAGUGAACGAGGAAGAGCUGGAGGAGAUCUAUGAGUUUGCUGCCACCCAGAGACAGAGGGAGGAGAAAGACAGCACGGAGGAGGAAAAGGUAGACGAGGAAGAAGACGGAGAAGAAGUGACUGCACCCAAAAUAAAUCCCCCAGGCCUCAGCGUAAAAAAACUGCGGCCAAACUCUCAACUCGAGCCGGACCCAAGCCUGGAUCGCAGCUACAACCGCCUCUUCUCAGACUCCUGGGGGGUCUACGAGAAAGUAGACCCUUUCUCCUUACCCUCCACUUCUGCCCCGGCUAAGAGGCACACCCCUCAAUACCAACAACACCAGUCUCCUCAUAAACCCUCAUCUGAACUGUCCGGAAGAACUUUGCUUCAGUCCUCAGCGAGCGGGGAUGACGACCUUUCCCUCAGCCUUCCACCAAGAGCAUCCAACCUGCCGAUCCCGGGUCAGUCUCCUGGUCAGGUGGGUGACCGGGGUGGAGGUGGAGACGAGGGAACAGACGAUCUGGCUUUGAAGCGAGAAAGUCACGGUCCUCGUAGUAUUUGUGUCCCUUCUUCUCCCGAUUCACCGCAGGAAAAGACGGAACCUGAGCUCAUUGUUUUGUCUGACUCCAGCGAGGACAUGGAGGUAUUUCUUAGUUCCCACAGUCCUUCGCUACAUUCCCCUUGCGCCGUCCAGAAACUGCAGAGCUACACCCAGAUCAAACCUCAGCCAAUCCCGAAUCCUAAUGAGCCGACCCUGCAGAGCAAACAGCCCAGUAGUUUAGAGUUGAGUCCUGAUGAUCCACCUGUGGCGCCAGUUCAAAGUCAUCAAGGUCUCUGGUGUGACCAGGAUCCAGUGGACUGUUCUCCAGAAGUGUCCUGGCUGAUCCCGUCCACACCGGUCCAGCCCAGUAGAAGCUCCACGACCAUCUCCACUCAGACUAAAAGCAGCAUGUGCAGGACGCAGCUGUUCCCUAAAGGUGACUCUUCCUCAACCCCACCCUCUGUUUUCUCUUCUCCUGCUCUACCUGUUAACAACAGAGUGCAAACCUCCAACAGUCCAGUCAGAGUCUCCGCCCACGUCGGCCCCACAGAGGGCGCUGUUCCCAAGUUGAAGCUGGAUGAGACCUGUAGCUCCAUCUUAGACUUUAACUUUGGUUCUAAAAGACCCACUAGUUGUGUCGUGAGUAAAGCUCUAGGAGUGCGUGCACUUCCCCCGUGCCAGCCUAAGCUCUCAAGCUCGACUUCCUCAAAGCAGGACACGCCUCUCCACCUCCAUCCCCACCCUUACAGCAGCACCCCCCUGCACACAGAGCUCCACAAGGCCCCCGCUCUUCCUCUCCCCUCACCGCUCCACAGCAACCUCGAUAAGAGUUGGACAAGUCAAGGAAAGGAGAGGGCGCCAUCUGAAAGCCCGGAGAAGACGGAGCUAGGGAGCUUUCACCUGUCACCCAUGUCUGACCCCUCACAUACACACUCGUCAAAGAGGCAAAGCGAAUCCUCUCGACAAAGUCAACGCUCUGUUGAGUCCCGCAGUCACAACCACACAGGGUCUGAGCUCAAGGGGAGGGGAGUAAGAAAUGACAGGGGAGAAGGAGGGAUGGAGAGUGGAAAUAAAGACACAGGUGAUGAAGGAGAGCAGGAAGAAGCAGAAACUGGAGAGGCGGAUGUCGCUGAAUCCAGUUUCCAGCAGAGCUUCAUGGCCAUGGACGAGCCCCCCAUCGCUUUCAACGACUCGUGGGGUUUCGACGGAGUAGAUUUAGAGGCAAACCCGGGCUGCUUCAGUCUGAGGCUGGAGGACAGCGAGGCGUCCAGCCGGCAAGGCGAGUGCAGCCUGGGACAACGAGAUGCAGCCAGGUCGUCCUCCUCUACCGACCACCGACCUUCCCCGGGCAGUCACAGUGUCCGUUUAUUGAACAGCCGUGGCACUGUGGCCGCCUGCUCUCCAUCCAAAGGCCACAGUUCACGACCAUCCACCAGUGUACGAGCUCAGGCAGGCCUUUCCUUUACCCCUUCACCACCUGACCCCACCAACCAGGCCGCUUCAGAGAUCAUCAACAGCCUCCUGGACUCCAAAAUAUGGGACAGCUGGGAGGAAGAGGAGGAGGAAGAGAAGGAGAAGGAGAGUCUUCCUCUCUCUCAGAGGUUGAACCCUUCCGCUCAGCUCAAAACACCAGCAUCAUCACAUAACAAAAGGCGUCGUACCUUGGUGCCCAUCACCCCCCUGCCCCACUACUCCGACAUGGACACACCGGAGCUCAAGAACAAACUCAACAGGUUUGGUGUUCGGCCUCUACCGAAGCGCCAGAUGAUCCUCAAACUGAAGGAGAUCCACCAGUACACCCACCAGCUGACCAGCUCUGAGGAAGAGGAAGAGGCUGCCUCGGCGAGCCGCACAGUUCAGACGAUUCAUCCGCCCACCGGUUCAGAAGUUCCUGGCAACAGAGCGGUGUCAUGCACCCAGAGAGUGAAGUUUAAAGAGCCCAGAGCGCCCGCCUCCAUCUCCCCUCUAAAACCCAACAGAGAGGAGGAGCAGGCAGAGCUGCUGUCGGCCUCACAGGGAUCCAACACCUCUUCAACUGCCGCCAGUGAAGAAUCUGAAAGGUCCAACCCAGAGCUGUGCCUCUCCUCCGACUCUGACAGUGAUGGCGGUAUCUCUGCCUCCCAGUCAGAAAACCGCCUCAAAGAUCGCCUCCGGUCCGUGCGUUCCUUCAUCCUGUCCGACCCUGAACUGUACAGACAGAUCCUCCAGUACCAGCCUCUGGUCUUGUCCCAGCUCCAGGGGCGACUCAAAGCAGCAGGGAUCCGUCUGGGCGCUGCCAAGCUGGUGGACUACCUGGACUCCCAGUGCAUCACCUUCACCACGGCCAAGCCGGGUCACUCCGCACCGAGCCGCAGGCGGGGCAAGAGGACAGGCAGGGGGGCAAAGACGGCGGGGAAAGUGGAGCGGGCAGGAAAAGAGCUGCUACAGCCAUGAUUUAAAACUGUAUAACUGCAAGAAACUUUUAAAUAGAAACCGUGAGAGGUGGCAGGUUUGAAUAUUUGUCCGAAAAUAACUUAAGGCUGAUUCCUCAAGAGUUGACUUCAAGUUUUACUAUGUUUUUUUUAAAGCUAUGUUAAAAUAUGUUUCUUCAGGACAGGUUCUGCAAUUAAAGUAUUUCGUUUCAAAUGUUGCAUUACAAAACCCAAUGUGUAAAUUAAAAAAUGGUGAGAAGUCACUCUCGUAUCUAUGUAUGAAAUAGAUUUUAAGCUUCCCUUGUCAUCUUGUGUAAGUGAUGGUACAAAAAAAACAAUCCAGCCAGGUACCAUCAUUAUCAUUCAUCAGAAUAAUAAAUGUUCAAUUGUGUCAGGUUUCAUGGAAAAAAUACUUUCAGUAAAAUAUGGCCUAAUUAAUUAAAAAUUCCAUCACACAAGACAUUUUUGAAAAACAUUUAACUUAUUUUGAUCUUCAAUAGAUUUAUAUCCAAAGAUCAUCCAGCACAUGCAUACAGCCGAGGACACCUGAGAGGGUUCUCACAACUUCUGUCUGAUACGUCCUCCAUGUAGAGAGACGGGUCCUUCAUAGCAGCACAACUUCAAGUCAGGGCUGUCAGAGUUCACAGUCGGGUCGCUGUUGUUUUAUGACAGGUUGGCAAAGUCAAGGAAGCACUGAGCCCACCACUCUCCAAGGUCUACUGGAACAAAGUCUGCAAAGAAGCAGACAACAGAAGGGACAAAGAUUUAAAGCAUAAAUCUGAUUCUAUGAUUCAUUCUGUUUGUUAUUUAUUACUUUUGUCACAUGGACACCAA
Messenger RNA from Anoplopoma fimbria (sablefish), 6483 nucleotides. RefSeq names its product SLX4 structure-specific endonuclease subunit homolog (S. cerevisiae) (gene slx4). Gene Ontology annotation, biological process: interstrand cross-link repair; DNA replication; meiotic DNA double-strand break processing. Lineage: Eukaryota; Metazoa; Chordata; Actinopteri; Perciformes; Anoplopomatidae. Gene Ontology annotation, cellular component: nucleus; Slx1-Slx4 complex. Gene Ontology annotation, molecular function: enzyme binding. The record is from RefSeq and is a predicted model, not a curated record.